Molecule: messenger RNA, 1140 nt
Organism: Protomyces lactucae-debilis
Lineage: Eukaryota; Fungi; Ascomycota; Taphrinomycetes; Taphrinales; Protomycetaceae
Exons: 1
Coding region: 129-548 (139 amino acids)
Source: RefSeq, a predicted model, not a curated record
CUAGGCUACUCUAUGAAAGACCGCCGAUUGCUGGUUCAUAUUAGCCCGUCUAUGUGAAACGCAUCAGCUCAUCAAGCUGAUUCAGGAAUAGCAACCCCUGGUUAUAGUAUGCUAUUACGUAUCGCUUUAUGGGACUCGUAAGAAAACAUCGAGCAAUUUAUCUUCAUGCAACAUACAUUUUCGUUGUAUCGUCAGUGAGUGGACAACAGAAUAACGGAGGGACCGAGAAGCAUAGAUGCACGACGGGCAGGAGCAGGGCUAUCCCGCAGGUCCGCAGUCCCGUCAAUAGCGUCUCGCUAAUGCUAGCUGCAGGUCAGGCAUUGUCUGUGUGCCCUGAAGCGCUAAGCAAAGCGAACCUCAGUGUAGUUCAAUUCUUGCAGAUUCGUCCUGCAAGACUGCAGUUUUUGAAAUCAAGCUCAAGAAGUAGCUCUGCCGGUCAAAUGGCUCAAAGCGGACGGUCGUCAGCUGGUGUAUUGAGCGCACAGAUCCCGUCUGUCAAGGACUGUCAGGCACUUGUCAGUGCGUGUCAGUUUGUUAACAGUCUGUGAGUCGUUCUGGAGCUUUGAUGCCUUGAAUCAUAUCUAGCGAAUAUGCGUCGGACUAUCCUUGAUACUAUUCCUCCAGACUCCAGGAGUCCAGGGUGGCUGCAUCCGGCGGCGAUGAACUAGCAGCGGCGAUCCCGACAAUGCAGCAAGGAUUCUUUAAGCCUGCUGAGCAUGAGAUGCAUAUUGUGAUGAGGCACCCCAGGCCAUAAGAGAUGCCGAAGCUUAGGACUAGUGGUCUCAUACUUAGCAGGUGCUCAGAACAUUGUCUUCUCCUUGUCGCGUGUGAAGCUUGAGUAUGGAUUCGAUCGGACGUAUAUGAUUGUUCAUUUGAACCAGUACUUCUACUUGGGCAUGUCUGAGCUGUCAGCUGCAGCAUGCAAGAUCUGACAAGUUGACACGGAUUGCAGACAAUUUGCAGUCUAGACGUGCUCCAAGCCUGGGCCUUCUUAGUUCUUACCGAGUGUCGGCACCAGCCAGGCGUAGCGCUUUGAAGCACGUACGCGCGUCCUUGACAAUGGCAUGAUGUCAAGUACGAGGAUUUGGUGUUCGGGAAGUGUUUUAUAGCUACGCACUACUGCUGCAUCCGUAGAAUGGC